This is a messenger RNA of Protopolystoma xenopodis, 1770 nucleotides long. Lineage: Eukaryota; Metazoa; Platyhelminthes; Monogenea; Polystomatidea; Polystomatidae. The record is from the annotation of a GenBank genome assembly.
AUGUGCGUCGCGGGGUGCACCGAGCAGGGCUGCUUCGUUGCUGACCGGCUCAGCGUCAUUGUCAACCCCGAAGCGCUGGCCGAGCUGGACAACGAGUUGGGUGCGAUCACGUUGCCGCCUCCCGGCUCGCCCGACCUCGUCCGGGAAGGCACUCGGGCCGGCUGGAUCCGCUCCAGGAGCACCACCCUUCCGCUCGACAUGGCACACCCACCUGCAGACCCGAGCAACAACCACACAGUCGGACAGCUCGCCUGGGCGCACAACAUCGCCUUGAGCCCGACUUCGACAACAACGACAACUCCGGCCCUCGCGACGGCGACGGCGACGCUUAGGUCGUACGAAGUCGACGAGACGGUGGCCUUCGAAUCGCCGUUGUCACCUCGUCACCAUGGCCACGGCCACGGACGCGGUCUCGGCCUCAGCGACGAAGCCGGCAGUCCGUUGCCGGGGCAGCUGCAGAUGCACAUGGUCAGCUACGAAGGCACCAGACGCAAGUUCUACAUCAACGCGCGUCUGAUGCGCUCACGGCAACGGCAGGCGCGCCACCGGCGUCGUGUGGCUCGGCUCAUCGCUCAAGUCGCCCGGCGACAGCAGGUCCGCCAGCAGUACCGGCGCAAGCAACCGCUUAAGGAGCCACGAGUUCUACUCGCCGAGCAGUACGCCCGCCUCUUCUCGCGCCCCGCCGGGCUCGUCUCUUCCUCCGGCCGCACACUCAGCCUCCCGACGGGUCCGGGCUCGAGUCCCGCCUGGCGGCCGUGCGCGGCCGCCUCGCCGCUCGACACACUCACAGCCGGCGACCUCGGCUCCAGCUCCAGCGACGAGACCGACGUGCCGCUCAUCUGCUGGAAGGACAUAGACCAGGAGCUGGAGCUGCGCUCGCUCGAGAGCAGCUGCUCCAGUCGAGACGCGCCUCGCCUCGACGACGACGCAUCGCCUUCUCUCAUCUUCGUCAGCGAGCCCGCCAACCAGCCGGAACUGGCAGCUCACGCCAAUGUCGACGCCGACCAGACGCCCAGCAUGACGCGCUCGAACCUCGUCUUCGCACGCAAUCAUGCCACCAUGACAACUCACCGUCUGGCCAACGAGAGCUACGAACAGGUCAGUCUGCCCGAGGACUGUCUGAUCUACACCAACCGACUGCACGACGUCGAGCCGACGGGACUCGCAGCGGGGCAGGCGCCGGCCGCGGAUGAGGUGGUGGUGAACCGGGCCCUGUUGGCCGGACACGAGGCCAUCUCCAGCUCUCUCGCCAGCAGCCAGGCCGGCUUCGCGACGACCAGUUGCCAUGGUCGAGAGGCCAAAGGAUCCAGCCUACACACGCCAGGCUACUCGAUGCCGUUGGGCGGCUGGCCGUCGACUGCGCUGCCCCAAUUGCUGGGCCGAUCGCGUCUCUCCAUCGCCUCGUCGCUGGGCGACGUGAACAGUGACGUCUUCGUCCGCCUCAGCUACUACUCACACCAGAGCAGCCGGUCGCAAGUGGACGAAGAGCUCUCCUUUUUCAGCUUCAACGACCAGUUCACGGCCAGCCUCAUCUCCGACAUCUCAGCCGUCACGGUCCCCAUCAGUCUGUCGCUAGCCAUAAUGACAACGUACAUUCUCAUCGGCGCCAUCGUCUUCUCCAUCUGGGAAGACAAGGACUACCUCAAAUGGUCGUACUUCUGCUUCGUCACCUUGUCCACCAUCGGCUUCGGUGACAUUGUGCCAGGUGGGCCGAUCACAGUUCACCCUUUUACCUUCUCUCUGACUUCUAAGCCUGCCGCAGGGCAUUGA